AUGGUUACCUGGAAGCCAGCAAAGCAGCGCCGGCAGGGCCACGGGAGCCCCACGCCAGCCACGCCGGCAAAGGCACGCUGUGAACGUCAGACCGGCGGGACUGCGAGCUGCCCCCAAACCGGAAGCUGCCACCGCUGCUGCUGCUGGGACACUUUCAACAGGACCCGGAGUCUCCGACAGAAGAGGCAGAGUGACCGGGGAGCAGCCGGAGGUCACCCGGCACAGGGGACACCAGGAGCAUCACAGCCUGAGGGAGAAGACGACGAGAGGGCGCCCCACGGACAUUCGCGGGACGGCGGACAUUCCCGCUACCGCAGCACCAACCACACCUCCUCGGGCAAAGGAAACUGCUCUGAUGACAGGUCCCUGAGCACAAGGCCACCCGCUCACCGGACACACGGCAGUCCCGACGGACGUGCCACACAGCGCGGCUGCAAAACGCCCCCAGCGAAGGCUGACAGGCCUGAAAGGGGGACGGACAGACAGACACCCCAAGCUCCGAGCCGGGGGCUUGCACCUGCCCCGAGUGGCCGAGGGAUGCGGGAGGCCGGGGGCGAGGUGCUGCUGGACGCCCACCUCAUCCGGACCAUUCCAGAUCCUCCACCGACAGGCAGCAAGAAUGUCCACCCCACCCCGCCUGGCUUCAAGGCCACUCCUCAGAGUUUCAACAGACACCCCCACGUCCGGGAACCAGAGCCCCGUGGCCCGGAACCUGCAAUCUCUCUGCAGGGUGGGCUCUUUCCUGGCACAGUGACAUGCAGUGACAUGUGGCCUUUCCAGGAAAGAGAGCAGAGCCCUGGGCCUCCACCCGAGCUGCUGCUGCUGCCUUCCCGGGAGCUCAGCGCCACCACAGCCGCAGCCAUGAAGUGCAUCCCGCUCGUCCUGGGCCUGGCCCUCGUGUGUGGCAUCCAGGCCGCCACCGUCCCCCUGACCAUGGACGGCCUAGACCUGCAGAAG
Molecule: messenger RNA, 957 nt
Organism: Panthera uncia (snow leopard)
Lineage: Eukaryota; Metazoa; Chordata; Mammalia; Carnivora; Felidae
Product: serine/arginine repetitive matrix protein 1-like
Exons: 5
Source: RefSeq, a predicted model, not a curated record